Molecule: messenger RNA, 1380 nt
Organism: Lethenteron reissneri (Far Eastern brook lamprey)
Lineage: Eukaryota; Metazoa; Chordata; Hyperoartia; Petromyzontiformes; Petromyzontidae
Product: fibroblast growth factor receptor 3-like
Biological process (GO): protein phosphorylation; positive regulation of kinase activity; cell surface receptor protein tyrosine kinase signaling pathway
Cellular component (GO): signaling receptor complex; plasma membrane
Molecular function (GO): fibroblast growth factor receptor activity; ATP binding; fibroblast growth factor binding
Source: RefSeq, a predicted model, not a curated record
AUGUGGGAUACACGACCCAGCCAACGCAGCCUGUCGGAAGAGCAAGAUUCGAGGGACAUCUUCCGGAAGACUCUACCGGCUGUCUCAGACGUGCUGAGGAUCAAGGACUGGACGCUCGUGCUGGACAGCGUGGUGCCCUCUGACGCGGGCAACUACAGCUGUGUGGUCAGCAACCAGCACGGCUCCAUCCAGCACUCGUACCAGCUCGUCGUCAUUGAGCGUGGCCAGCCUCAGCGGCCGUCGCUGCAGGACGGCCUCCCGGCGAACGUGACGGCGGCGGAGGGGAGCGACGUGGAGCUCCGCUGCGUCGUCCUGCAGAGCGCUGGCGGCAGCAGUCAGCAGCAGCUGCACCACCACGUGCAGUGGCUCAAGCACGUGGAGGUGAAUGGCAGCCUCGAAGCACCCAAUGGCUCACCCUACGUGCACGUCCUCACGACGGUGGGCGUGGAGGUGACGGACGUGGAGACGGACGUGCUGUACCUGCGCAACGUCAGCACGGACGACUCGGGCCGCUACACCUGCCUGGCGGGCAACGCCGCGGGAUUCGCUCACCGCUCCGCAUGGCUCCUCGUCGUGCCGCAAGAGACGCCGGCUGUGGACACCGCCCUGGCUGCUCCCGUGAGAGUGGGCGGCGGUUCUUGUGCCGCCGCCCUCCUGCUGCUGAUCACCAUCGGUGCUGUCACCGGCCUCACGCGGAGGAGGAGAGGGUCGACCAGCGGAGAGGGGGAGAUGCAGGUGCUGUCUGCGCUGAGCGGCGUGGAGCUGUCGGGGGUGACGGGGCCGUGCGACCGCUGGGAGUUCCCUCGGGAACGGCUGACUCUGGGUGAGCAGCUGGGUGAGGGUUGUUUUGGCCGCGUGCUGCUGGCCGAGGCGCUGGGCAUGGAGCCGUCACGGCCUCACCGCAGCGUCCGCGUCGCCGUCAAGAUGCUGAAGGCGCACGCCACGGAAGCGGAGACCCACGACCUCCACGCGGAGCUGGAGACCCUCAAGAAGAUCGGACGGCACAGCCACCUGGUGAACCUGCUGGGCGCAUGCACACGGGGCGGCCCCCUGCUCGUGAUCGUUGAGUUUGCGGCCAAGGGGAAUCUGCGCGACUUCCUGCGUGCACACCGCACGCCUGGCGCAGAGUGCAGUGGUGGCGACGAGGUGAAGGGCGAAACGCUCUCCAUGCUGCAGCUGGUGGCCUUCGCCUGCCAGGUGGCACGCGGCAUGGAGUACCUCACCUCUAAGAAGUGCGUUCACCGGGACCUGGCGGCCAGGAACGUCCUCGUCGUUGACGGCGGAGUUGGUGGCGGCUAUUCGGUGAAAAUCGCUGAUCUGGGCCUCACCCGCGACGUGGGCGGCGAACGUGACUACUACUACCAGCACAAGACUGCUGCC